Fukomys damarensis (Damara mole-rat) is the source of this 1683-nucleotide messenger RNA. It is a transcript of the gene Slc35d2, whose product is annotated as solute carrier family 35 member D2. NCBI's taxonomy places the organism in Eukaryota, Metazoa, Chordata, Mammalia, Rodentia, Bathyergidae. Gene Ontology annotation, cellular component: Golgi apparatus. Bases 116 to 931 code for a protein of 271 amino acids. The transcript is spliced from 9 exons. Gene Ontology annotation, molecular function: antiporter activity; GDP-fucose transmembrane transporter activity. The record is from RefSeq and is a predicted model, not a curated record.
UUGGGCUGGAGAGCGGUCCUUCCUGUUCCUGCCCGGCGGCGCCCUCUUCCUGGCCGGGGUGGGGAGGGGCCGAGGACCUGGCUGGGCGUUGUGUGGGCGCAGCGCCGAUUUGACCAUGAUGGCCACCGGCGCUGAGCUGCUGCCUUCCGGCGCCGCCCGGCUGCUGUCCGCGCUGCUCUAUGGCGCCUGCUCCCUGCUCCUUGUGCUGCUCAACAAGGCUUUGCUGACCGCUUACGGCUUCCCUUCGCCAAUUGUUCUUGGAAUUGGACAGAUGGCAGCCACUAUAAUGAUACUGUUUGUAGCCAAGCUGAAUAAAAUAAUUCAUUUUCCUGAUUUUGACAAGAGAAUUCCUGCAAAGCUGUUUCCCCUGCCUCUUCUCUACAUUGGAAACCACUUAAGUGGGUUAUCGAGCACAGGGAAAUUAAGCUUGCCGAUGUUCACCGUGCUCAGGAAAUUUACCAUUCCACUUACUCUACUCCUGGAGACCAUCGUACUUGGGAAGCAGCACUCCCUAGACAUUGUGGCCAGUGUCUUCGCCAUUGUCCUUGGGGCUGUCGUGGCAGCUGGUUCUGACCUUGCUUUUAACUUGGAAGGUUAUAUUUUUGUAUUUCUGAAUGACAUCUUCACAGCAGCAAAUGGAGUUUAUACCAAACAGAAAAUGGACCCAAAGGAGCUAGGAAAGUAUGGAGUGCUGUUCUACAAUGCUUGCUUCAUGAUUAUCCCCACUUUUAUUAUUAGUGUCUCCACUGGAGACUUCCAACAGGCUGUUGUUAAACUCCUGGACUCAAGUGAUUCUCCUGCCUCUGUUUCCCAAGAAGCUGAGACUACAGGAACGUGCUACCACACCCAUCUGGGCUUCAUCUUAAUAACAUGGUUUGACUUCACAUUUUUUGUAGUUUACUGUGGUAUGAAGAUGAUGUUUAUUCAAUAGAAGUCAUAUUGCAAAUUGUACGUAGUGUUCUUCUUGCCCCUAGCUUUAAACGGGGGUGAGGAGCAGUUUCAAUACAUAUAAAAUACUUUGGUCAACUUUUAUGCUGGUGAUUCCAUUUUAGAUUUUGCAUCAAAUACAACAUAAAGAAGUGACUUCAUGUAUGCAAAGUAACAUCUUGUUUGCCAAGAUUGGUUUUGUUGUGAACUAUGAUUGGUGAAAUAGAGCAAGAUGCUUACUCCUUUUGCUCUUGGAAGGAUAAAUUGAAUGCAUCCUUUUCUCUGGCUGACUGAUGACUGGGUGUGGGAGAGAGGGACUGGACCAGAGGCCACAGUGAUGUAUGUGUGACCCACUGCUGUGCAAAGUCCAUCCUGACUCUGGAUUUACACAGUUGCUGCAUCUGUUAACAGGACCUUGAUUCUACUGUUGAUCAACAGUAAGAGAUGACAGCUCCUUUUGUUGUCAAAUCAGGCCCUUGGAAAAUAGUCUAAAGUGAACUUUGUUUAGUCACAUGAUUCUCUGGAAUGGUCCAGAGUCCAUCUGGUGUUUCAUAGCUGAUAAAUAGGGAUUAAAAAAAUAGGGCUUUGUUUUUACUUGGUUGAAAAAUAAACCCAAAGUGCAAAAUGAAAACAAUUCACAUUUCCACAUACUUUAACAGAAAUAGUAAGUCUAAAAGAAGUACUUUAUUGUUAUUAAUCUUUAAUUACUGCCUAUUUUAAAAUAAAUAUCCUGCUGCAUCGUUUCCACAACUGCCA